AAUUAAGUCUUUCAGAAUGUUGAGAUUGAUCAAAGCCUACGUUGAGGUGAUGCACGCACGCCUCCCAUUCAAUUUGUCAUUACUUUACAAUGUUUAAUGUCUGCGAUGGAAAUACAGCUCGUUGUAGUUUUUAUCAAUAUGAGCUUCAUUGUGAACAUCGUCGCUGGUCAACCUUAGAAAUAUUUCAUUAAUUAAUGGAUAACAGUGGCAAGACAAGGCCGGUGAGAAGAAGUUACUGUCAAACGUUCAUAGCUAAUUAUCGUAAAUCAUAAUUAACUUUCGAUGCAUCAGACUUAAAUCAAUGUUAUCAAAGCUACUUAGAUUUGCUUAAAACAGUCCUUGGGGGCCCCAAUACCCAAACAAAACAACAAAGUCAUUUGGUGAAUCAUCACUCUAAAAUUUAUUUUCACUAAACUUCACCCCCAAAACAAUACGUUUUAUAUGGCAUCUGCACUGUUCUUUAAGGAGGGAUAAAUUUUCUUCCGGCUAUUUUUCCUAGCAAUUCACUUGUCACGCCGAAGUUUUACACGCUUAUUAUCCCCUGUAAUCCACUUUUCACUCCGGGAGUCUCUUAUCCAAUUGGGUCUCCUUUGUCAGUCAGGUCAAACGCUAUAUUCUAGUGUAUUCGUUAUUUUACUUCCUAGAUACUACUUAGUUUAUCAAACAACAAUGCAGCAAAAACUGUUUAAAAGUCAUGAAACUGAGAAAACAUUUAGCGCUUAUUGUUGCAUUCUAGAAAAAAAGUUACUUUUACAUUCAAGUCGAUGUAGUCAAAACGACGUAUCACGUGGUUUUUUACCACGUGUCAAUAACGCCGCGCGUGCAAUACAUUAGCUGAAACAAUUGUAUAGUUUAGACAAUACAUAUUAUUUUAUUUUUACUUUUCACUUGAAGUAGCUUCAUUAUAUUGCAUUACAUUCAAUCUUUCUUUCUCCGUACAAUGAGAACGCAAGCCGGGAUGUUGUACGUUUUUGAAAUUCCACCAUCAGGAUGGGGAUCAUUGCUUACUAUGUUUAUGAUGCUGAGAAAGAAAUUUCACAAAAAAAUAUCCAUGAAACAAUUGUUUCUUUGAUAUUUGCGUUUCUCUACAUGUUUUUCGACUAAACGGUUUUUGCAAACGCGCGAUCUCAAAAAUGUGCAGCAAAUCGCAUUUUUAUCAACAAAAGAUAGGAAAACAAGUCAUUAAAUACUUUAAGUAUUCUGUCAACGAUACGUGCUAACUUGUCGUGUUUCCUGCCAUGGUUCCUUUGAGUUGUUUCAGCAGGGGGGUGCGAUGGUAUCAUGUUGCAACUUCCCAACAGCAUAAAAGACGUAGUUAUCUCCAGUCAGGUUCAAAAACUACAUUUAUGAGCGAAGAAUCUUAAACGUGGCUACCUCCUUCGAAAAAAUGACUAUUCUAUACGUGUUCCUUGUCUUGUAUCUUGCUUCAUUGUCAAUGGCGAACCAUGAACCAGCAGUUCGCUUGAGGAUCACUCAAAAAGGGCUUGAUUACGCAAUGAAGAAUGCGAUGGAUAUCGCAGUAAAGAAAUUGGAAAAUCAAUCUUUGCCGAAUGUGAGCAAGAACGUCGCGUUCCUGUUUUUGAGCGUUGCAUUUAAAAACAUGAAAAUAUACGGUGUUAAUAUCUCGUCAAGCUCUCUUCUUCCGUUCCCCGACGGUGGGAUGCACGCGCGACUUAACAAAAUUCGCUUCAAUGUCAAAGGAAUGUGGAACAUGGCUUUAGGGAAAAUAGAAAUUGAUUCUGGAACGUUUGAUGUUGCUGUUAAAGAUCUUAGCAUCACCUUACUAACUGAUAUCGAAGUAAACAGUGGUCGCCUAACUGUAGGAAACAUAACUUGCGUUUCAACACUCGAUGGAGUCGAUACCAAAUUUGGCCAAAAAAACAGUUUCCCCUCGAUGUUUCAAUCCACGAUAAACAAGUUCAUUCGAAAAAAAAUUCCCGAAAUUACGUGUAGUGAAGGGAAGAAGUCAAUAACACAAGAGCUGAAUGAUCUGUUGUUAAAAUUUCCAAUAAAAACAACUGAUCCCAAGAACUUAGUGACGUUGGAUUAUUCUGUUGUCAAAGCACUUGAUUAUAAUGUGGACAGUGUUGAUAUUUUUCUUAAGGGUGAGUUCUCUACUUCCAACGGAAGCAAUUCUUGGCUACAUCAGCCGGCAUCUUUGCCUUUCGAUGGGUCACGUGACAGGAUGGUAUACGUCACCAUCAUGGAUGACAUGAUCAACAGCGCCAGUCACGCAUAUUUUAAUCAAGGGAUGAUGAGCUUUCAAACAUCAAAGUCACAUCUCAAAUCUAGGGCAGCCAUCAGUGUAGGAACGAACUUAACAAUCCAGUUCUCAGCAAGAUCACCUCCCCAUAUCAUCAUCAGUUCUUCCGGUCUUCAUUUUAACCUUAGAUUAAAGUCAAAAAUCACUGCUGUGUUACCGUUAAAUGUGAUUAAACAUAUCUAUGUUUUAACGAACGUAUCUGCAACGGCUGUCCUAAGACUUAGUGGAGCGAAAUUGAAUACGAAAAUUUCAGAUUUAAAAAUUGUUUCUCGAGUAAUGAAAAUUUCAAGUUUGUCCACAUUUCUGGGAAAAGAAAAUAAAAUAAAAAAUAUCGUGAAAAAUGAAAUUGAAACUUUAAUUGCCGACGCUACUUCAGAAAUUGAAUUGCCUUUACCACUCUCCGAAACAUUUCAAUUGAUAAAACCAAAGAUCACUUAUGGAAAGGGCUUUGUGACACUUGAAACCGAUAUCCUUUAUAAAGGGCCUUAAAAUCGACUCGAAGAGCAUUUCUCUUGAUGUGACGUCACUAUCUGCAGAAUGCAUUCAUGAUAUAAUUUUUUGAACAAUUUUGAAUUGUAAUAUUUGAUAUAAUUAUUGGCUUGUUUUGUAUAUUUGUUAGUAUGAGAAAAUUAUGUAUGUAAUCAAAUUUUGGUAUUCCGGACCUGAACAUAUAUUGUAUCACAAAUUCUGAAUUUGAAAUUCACAAUACAUGUUCGUAGCGUGUCCGUUUGAUGAUAAACAAAUAUUGCUAAAUAGGUAAUUAAAAUUCAUAAUUUGUAGAUUUACAACUAAAAUAGUAAAUAAAGAAUUCUUUGAUCACGCAAA
This is a messenger RNA of Xenia sp. Carnegie-2017, 3088 nucleotides long. Its product is annotated as bactericidal permeability-increasing protein-like. Bases 1388 to 2752 code for a protein of 454 amino acids. Gene Ontology annotation, molecular function: lipid binding. The transcript has 17 exons. The record is from RefSeq and is a predicted model, not a curated record. NCBI's taxonomy places the organism in Eukaryota, Metazoa, Cnidaria, Anthozoa, Malacalcyonacea, Xeniidae.